This is a messenger RNA of [Torrubiella] hemipterigena, 2725 nucleotides long. The record is from the annotation of a GenBank genome assembly. NCBI's taxonomy places the organism in Eukaryota, Fungi, Ascomycota, Sordariomycetes, Hypocreales, Clavicipitaceae.
UAUGAAUUUCAAUUGUUGUGGAAAGUUAAACAUUGGGGUUUGCCUCAGUGAAGCGAAUAUUGACGUAUACCAACAUACAAAAAAAACGGAAAGUAAUUAUUUACAAUUCUUGCGCCUUUCCGUUGAUCAAUUUUCUUGGCAUUCUUGAAAAUAAAGAAUAAAAAAUGCGAGUAAUACGAAGACCCCAAAUCGAGUAAUCUGGGGUACGAGCUGAGUGAGCCCCUCGUUGGUGCAUAUAAUCCCCUCAUUUAAACUUCGCAACCUUGCAACACAGUUGACAAAAUACAUUUAACGCAUAUUGUCUGCGUAGUACUUGGUCGAUUCUAUUUCAAAAUGUAUUCCGCUGUUCUUUUUGCAGCAUUGGCGGCCAUAGCCAGCGGCACGCCUACAGCCACCAUCGGGAAUGGCAUCACCUUCAACGGCAUGGACCGCAACGGAGUCGAGAUAUUUCUAGGUAUUCAAUACGGAAAGGAUACAGGCGGUAGUAAUCGCUUCAAGCCUCCAAGGGCGUUUGAGCCGAACCCCAACAGCGUCUUCCAGGCGACUUCUUACGGCGAUGCUUGUCCUCAGUCCGUCAGCUCACGCACGCCCGUCAUUGCGCCGGUAACCGUGUCGGAAAAUUGUCUGAAUCUGAAUGUUGCUCGACCAAAAGGGGCAACAGAGAAGGAUAAGCUUCCUGUUAUGGUGUACAUCUAUGGAGGCGGUCUAUGGACAGGCGUUACUCAGGCACAAGUUGUUGCUCCAGACGGGCUGAUUCUGGAAUCAGUUUCCAAUGGGUUGCCCAUUGUUCAUGUGGCACUAAACCACCGUCUAGGAGUCUUUGGAUUCGCGCAGUCUGAUUUUCUGAAAUCCGAAAAAUCCGAGAAUGCCGGUCUGCGAGACCAACGGUUGGCGCUCGAAUGGGUUCGCGACAAUAUUGCGUCGUUUGGCGGCGAUCCUAACAAGGUGACCAUCUUCGGUCAAUCCUCUGGCGGCCUUUCCGUUGGCAUGCAGCUUCUUGCGUACGGUGGCUCCAAACCAUUCCCAUUUCACCAGGCGAUUUGCCAGAGUCAAGCACUGGAGCCCGGAAUCACUGGAAAUUACACAUUCAAAGCGAUGACUGCGGUAGCGCAACACGCGAAUUGUUCUACCGACAUCCAUACGUCCUCGUCAAUCGAAUGUCUUCGCUCCCUUACGACUCAACAGCUCUUCAACUCCUCUCUAGAGACAUAUGACGAUACAUCCAACUUUGGCGACAUUUGGCUGCCAUCUGUAGAUGGUGAUUUCUUGCCUGACGCGCCGUCAGAGCUUAUCAAGCAAAGCAAGUAUGCCCAAGUCACGACCAUGAUGGGUUGGUGCGAAAACGAUCUCGCUCGAUUCAUCGACCCGGGGGUGCAAACAUCCAAGGAUACGAAAAAGACUGUGCAAGACUACGCGCGCGACAUGAGCCCAGAGAACGUCAAACAUCUGUUGUCACUAUACCCCGAGUUGGACUUCCACGCAAACAAGGCCGCUGGGCUGUCUGCCGAGUUUUACCGCUCAGCCCAGAUUUUGCGAGACAUCCUCAUGGUUUGUCAGCCCAUGUACUUUGCUCAGCACAUGGCGUCCACAGGAAAUGAUGUCUUCCUUUAUGAUUGGAACCAGACGAUGCUUGGUCCCAUGCUCGACUCGAGGGGUCAACCUGGCCGUGGUGUCGUCCACACCAGUGAGCUGGGUUACGUGUUUGGCAACAUCUCCGCAUACAAUACUAGCGGGCUGGCCUUCAAUCCCACGCAAUCUGAUUAUGAUCUCCAAGAUAAGGCGUCUCGUUCUUGGUCUGGUUUUGCUAGUACUGGUCAGCUCAGUUUACCUGGUCGCAAGACUUUUGAAGGGUUUGAGACGGCAUACAAACACGACAAGACGCGAAUUUAUGUCGCUGGUGGCCCUGUGGAAGGUUUAUAUGCUACUGCGAGCUGCAAGAAACGCGAUGCGAUAAAAGUGCAGAAGCUCAAGGAGCGAUGCGCCUUUUUGAAUCGGCCUGACAUUAUUGAGCAAUUGAAGUACUAGCGUCUGGUAAAUGUGUAGAAAAUUGGCUUCUUCAUUCAAUUAAAUCGAAAGAAUGCAUUCUUAAUGUUUCCUCGGUGUACUUCGUCCCACAUAUAGUCUUCUAGAUCUCCUUUGCAUUGGUUUGUGCAUAUGUUUCAUUGCCGGUCGUCAACUCCCUGGUGUACUCGGAAAUGUAGGCGGGCGUUUCAAGACGGUUAUAUGAAGAUGGCAACGCAUCUCCAAACACCUGAUGUACAGGUACUACUCCAGUCCAGAUGCUGUUUAAUUCGUCCUCAUUUUCUAGAUCGUGCUUGUCAUCUUCAACACCACCAGUUCGGUACUUGAGGCUACCAGACGCAAUCCUGACACGUAGGACGCCAGUGCUUUGUAGCUCGGCAUUCGUCGGGGGCUGUCUGCUCUGCUUCCAGCGACCCGGAACCACGGAGUUUGUGAUGAGCUCCAAAGCGAAGAGCUUCUCCUCUGGGUCUUCAACUAUGGUUGCAUGGCCAAAGAGAACGACCGAACGAUAGUUGUAGCUAGAGUUAAAUGCAGAAAGUGAGAGAACCAGGCCAUCAAGAUGUGUAGUGGAUACACAGACUGGAACACCUUCUGUGCCACCUUCACGCCCUGUUCUGAAAAGACGGCUUGUCGCAUAGCCGUGAAUGUAGAGAUCCAGAGGGUCGCCGAGAUCCGCGCUUGGCCGCUCAAAGGAUCCCAUUUG